Phanerochaete carnosa HHB-10118-sp is the source of this 3246-nucleotide messenger RNA. RefSeq lists its product as uncharacterized. Lineage: Eukaryota; Fungi; Basidiomycota; Agaricomycetes; Polyporales; Phanerochaetaceae. The transcript has 4 exons. The record is from RefSeq and is a predicted model, not a curated record. Bases 251 to 3010 code for a protein of 919 amino acids.
UCGAAUUGUCAAUCUUUCGCCCGACCAUGUCGUUACGACUCUGACUUUCACGUCAUCCUGCCUUUCUGCCAACGGCCACACAGCUUCGGCCAGCGUUAUAUGUGCCCAGCCACUCUUGAAAACAAAGGAGAACUGUCAACACUCGCCUGCAGCUGGCUGCUGUCCCGCUCUACUGGGAUUUCCACGAUAUACCUCUUAGGUUCAAGAUACCCAUUCUCUAAUCAGCUUUUCGUCAAGACAUUUGCCAAUAAUGAACGGUGUACGACGGUUCUUAGGUGGCGGUAGCAGUAGCACACCGUCUACGCCAGAGCCAGCGUCGCCACCAGCCCACCCCGGUACUGCCCCGUUGCUCUUCUCCGGCAAGCCAAACUGGCCUCCCGCGUCACCCACGGAGUCGAACUACUCUCCUUCGCCUCCGACAACUGCUGCGCUCUCCUUCGCCAAGAAGAAACCGACGGUGCCACCCGAAGAUGAUGUCGGGAACUCGUCGUUCAGCAGCUCGCGGUCCUCUGGCAGUGCCGUGUCUCCUGUCAGGCAGACUUCGUACUUUAACCUUCCACAGUCUCCUGGUGCUGGUCCCUCAUCACCACCGAAACAUAACCGCGUCUCGCAGCUCGCAAGGAAAGCUGUCGCCGGAGGUAACGAGUCGAAACGGUCGUCGCAGAUGCUGAACAUCCGAGAUGACCUUCUCAUCGACUUGCUCGCGAGUGAGGCCAUCGUCGACAGUCGCGGCUAUGAGAUACUCAGUGCCGAAGAGGUCGAGGAGUUGAAGAAGGAGCAACAAGUUCUCUCAUCGCGUCUCGUAGCGAUGAACAAGAAGCUCACGCUUGAGACUAAGAUUCGCGGUGCGGCCGCCUCCUUGUCGAAAGCGAACGCCGCAUACAAAAGUGUCAACAAACAGACGUCGGAACAGCUAGAUGCAGCGAAUCGCAAAGUUGAAGCUGCGCAGAAGGAGCUAUGGCGCGUGUCCGAGCGGGCGAACGAGAUCCAGCGCAAGCUGCUCGAGCAUAGGGCCGGUGUCCUCAGCCACUCUGUCCACAAUCUCGAGCGGAAGACGGCGCCACAGGACGCGUCCGACAUCUCCGGACAUAGCACUCCUAGUCGCAGCUCACAGCUCAGCCCAGUUACUGCAUCUUCAGCGACGAGCGUACAAACCGUAUCUUCGAAGGGCCGCUUCGAUGGUGCACAUUUCUUUGCAGGCCACUCAGACGCGAUCUUACCACAUAGUCCAAGCGCGCUGCCAAAUGGUGGGCCCUCGGCUGAGCUAGAGGAGAAGCUGAGGGAAGCGACUGCGGCACUCGAGGCUGCGGCCGCAGUACAGAUGGAGAUGGAGCAGGAGCUGUCUAUGGUACGGCUUGAGAAGGAGGAAAUGGAGACGUCCUUAGGCGUGGAGCUUCGCACCGCUCAGGACUCGGUACGGGAUCUGGAAGAACAGCUGGCGAGCGUAGCAAACGUUCAGAUGCAGCUUCAAGCCAUGGAGGAAGAACGCAGCGUAUGGAUGAAUGAACGCAUAGAGCUAGAAGAACGAAGGCAAGAGGUCAGAGAGCUGAAGCGGAAGGUGGAUGAAUUGCAAGCAAGCCAUGGUGAAGCGGCCGCGGCUUCGGAAGGAGCACUCGCGGCGGCCGCGGGCGUACACCUGGUGGAGAUGCAGAAGAAGGAAGAAGAGCUACAGAUGAUGAGGAGCCAAUGGGAAGAGGAGAGGGCGACUUGGAGUCUAGAGAAAGCGAAUAUGAUGGGCGACCUAAAUGAGCAUGUCGCCAAGCUGCAGAACGAUGCCGUCGUCGGUUCUGGCAGCAAAGCGCAGCUUAAUGAGGUGUCAAGAACCCUCGGCAGUCUGGCACAAGCACAUGGCCUGGAUGUUGCUGCUAGUGCUGCCCCUGUGGUUUUGGCGACGGCCUUGGGCAAGCACGUCGGCGAUCUUCGCUCCCAGAUCGAUGAACACGCUCUUGAGCAGGAACAGUGGCACUCAGAGAGCAGUCAUUUGGAGGUCGAUAACCGUGAUCUCUCCGACAGAUGCCAAGCGUUGGCUCAACAGCUAGAGGACGCCCAGCGAGAGCGAGACAAGACCAAGGAGGAACUCCGGAGCAUGGAGAUUCAACUCCAGGCUCAAACAGCCGCUGCAAUAGCGGCCGUCAAUACUUCGAGCCAGCCUCCUGUUCAGUACGAUGGCGACGUUGGGAAGAUCAUCGCACAGCUGCAACCAGUAUGGGCGACUCUUCCUUCCACCGAGGCCCGCGCGAGCAAACUCGGAACGCGCAGCUUUCGCACAGGAUCGUCAUCCCCUAUGGGCAGCCCCGUAUCAUCCCGUGGCGGCGUUCCUGCUUCACUGUCUGAAAUGGAUGUUCGCUCGCUCAAAUCGCUGUACGACCCGAAGGGUUUCGCUCUAGCCAUGAACUCUGCACCAUUCACGAUCGAAGCGUUUGUAGAGCGGAUUCAGGCUCUCAUAGCGGACGAUCGUGCGCUGGUAGAGCGGCUUAUCCGGUUCGCGCAAGCUCAUGAUCUUCUCAAGAAGAACGCAGAGCGUGCACAGAAGCUAGCGCAAGACAGCAAUGUAGCAUUAGAGACCUACCAGAAGCAGGUCCGCACGCUGGAGGAGCGCAACAUCUCACUGAUGACGCAACACGCUGAACUGUGUGUAAUAAUUUACUCAUUACACGACGAGGUGCAAUGGCUGCAAGAGCAAAUAGAGCGUCUACAAAGCGAGAAGCUCGAGAUCGAGACGAGGGCCGCGGAGCAGGCAGAGACCUGCGCGCAGCUAACCGAGGCGAAUAAUCAGCUCAGCGCGAAAGCACUCCUCAUGGCCAACGAAGCGGCCUCAACUACAGACAGUGUUCGACGCCAGCUUGAAAUGCAGCUUAACGAGACCCGCGCUGCGCUUGUAAAGGCAAAGGAGGAACUCGAGUCCAUUCAGCAAUCUCAGCAGACUCAGCAAAUGGCGCUUUUGGAAGCGUUGAACACCGCUCAGACAGAAAAUGACAUGUUACGCAACCAACUCCGGGCCAAAAAGUAGACGGCCUAAUCACGGCAUAACCGUGGAACGAACCCGCUCAUUUCUUCGAUCUUCACGUCUAUACUAAUACGCAGUCGGCUUCCUUUAGGGUCUUUUGCAUGGUUAGUCUCGGAUGUAUCUCUAGGGUUUAACAUGCUUUGACUACGUCAUCAUCGACACAUCAUCCUGUAUACCUCAACUAUUUGCACAUAUAACUUAACUUUUCUUUGCAAAUCAGAGCUAUUUGUUGGCGGAGC